This is a messenger RNA of Pongo pygmaeus (Bornean orangutan), 2426 nucleotides long. Its product is annotated as myomegalin-like. The coding region runs from base 867 to 1322 and encodes 151 amino acids. Gene Ontology annotation, biological process: centrosome cycle; regulation of Golgi organization; positive regulation of microtubule nucleation. NCBI's taxonomy places the organism in Eukaryota, Metazoa, Chordata, Mammalia, Primates, Hominidae. Gene Ontology annotation, cellular component: centrosome; Golgi apparatus. Gene Ontology annotation, molecular function: molecular adaptor activity. The record is from RefSeq and is a predicted model, not a curated record. The transcript has 4 exons.
GGGGAAUCUGGGAAAGAGAUUGGGACUGAGGCCCAAAAGGUCAAGGGUGGCGGCAACUCCACAAAUCAAGGGGAAUAAAGGAAAGUGCUGAAUGUAUUGAAUUCAUGCAUUCAUUGAACACCUCACUGUUGUUUUUAACUAGAUUCUUUCUUCUCUUUUGGUUUAAUUACAUUGGCACAUUAAUUCUCCAGGCUUAGUUACCUAGAAACAGUCUGAGCUAAAAGUGAACUAACUAGGUUUCAAGAGUCUUCUGCCCCACUAAGGGUCCUGCUUUCCUGCUGUGUGUUUCAUAAGUAGGAUGAGCUUUUUCCAAAGUUGGCCUGCCCCAAGUUGGGUUGACAGCUAGUUUAAUAGUCACUCAAUUGCCCUGGGGGAAAAAAGAAAUCAUAUGACAGUACCUGGUGAAAGAGGCCUAGAGCUCACCAGGAGGCUGCAGUGCCUCAGGACCCAGAUCUCAGUGAGUUGCUUCAUAUAAUGAUCAAUGAAAUAUGGGCUCAGAGUGCAUUGUAGCCACUAGGUGGGGUUCUUUGUGUCAUGCUUGUGUCUCAGACUACGUAAAUGCUUCUGAAAAUAUAUGUAGUGAAGGACAGAGUGUUGUUUUUUGUUUUGUUUUGUUUUUAUUUCUAAUCCAUCAUAGAAACAUUGGUCUGAAUUCAGUUAACUACCUGAUUCCACUUAUCAUGCUCUUGGAUGUUGGGACAAUGGUUUGCUCUGUGUUUCUCAAUGCUUGCUUUCAAUGUUUAUGCUUGUGUUGUUGGAGAUGGUAACAAAGAGUUCGCCGGCUGCAGCUGUUCCAGGGAUCAUACUUUAAGCAGGAGUGCCUUAAAAGGAAGGCUAGCUAUGUCUUUGCUUGUCGUCAGCAUAUCAUGUGGCCAGAGCACUGGGUCGCUAUUUUCUCUCCAUCUACACCCCACCUGUGCUCCAUCCCUAAGCAGAGGCUCAGCAGGGAGCUGCAGGAGAAAGAGAAAGUGAUUGAAGUCCUGCGGGCCAAGCUGGAUGCUCAGUCCCUCACACGCUCCAGCAGCCAUGCCUUGUCUGACUCCCACCGCUCUCCCAGCAGCACCUCUUUCCUGUCUGAUGAGCUGGAAGCCUGCUCUGACAUGGACAUAACCAGCUUUCAUUUUCACUCCAUACCCAAGCUGGCUAGCCUUCCUCAGGCAGCAUUGCCCUCAGCUCCAUCCAGCUUCCUGCCUUUCAGCCCCACUGGCCCUCCCCUCCUUGGAGGCUGUGAGACACCGGUGGUCCCCUUGGCUGAAGCUCAGCAGGAGCUGCAGAAGCUGCAGAAGCAGUUGGGAGAAAGUAAGACAGUUCCCCGGGCCUGAUCCUAAAUCAGGGAAUCAUAUUUCCUAAUGCAGGACAGAAGAGGAAACAGUAAGUAUGAAAAAAGUGGAUGACAAGUUAUGGGGGCUUCUGUAGACAUUUCUAUGAGAACAUCUCUAAGGAACUCCCCCAAGCUGAAUUCAGCACAUAAGCCAUAGGAGGUAUUUAAGAGUAAAUUCUACCCUGAUAAAAUAUUUCACUAAAAAAUUUAGCAUGGGCUGGGUGUGGUGGCUCAUGCCUGUAAUCCCAGCGCUUUGGGAGGCCAAGGCAGGCAGAUUACAAGGUCAGGAGUUCGAGACCAGCCUGGCCAAUAUGGUGAAACCCCCUCCUCUACUAAAAACACAUAAAAAAUUACCUGGGAAUGGUGGCACAUGCCUGUAAUCCCAGCUACCUGGGAGGCUGAGGCAGGAGAAUUACUUGAACCUGGGAGGUAGAGGUUGCAGUGAGCUGAGAUGGCACCACUGCACUCCAGCCUGGGUGACAGAGUGAGACUCUGUCUCAAAACAAAACAAAACAAAAAAUUUACCAUGCCACUGUUCUUCAAUUGUAUAUAUAUAUAUAUAUAUAUACACACACACAAAAUUAACAUAUAUAUGUUAAUUUUAUGUCCCUAGAUAAGUCGUAAGGUCUGUGAGAAUGAAGAUAGCUCUGCAUUUCACAUCCCUUACAGCAGCAGUAUCAGAGAGAUUCACAGUAGAUACUCAAUGAAUAAUUAGAAUCAUUUCAUCCUAAGUCUAGAUAAGACCCUUCAUGUCUUCUGUUUUAACCACCACCUGAUGCCUGAAUUUCUUCUAUGUUGUGAUACUGUGGGUGACUGUAUUUUGCAAUCAUGGGUAUCUCAUUAACUCUCAUGCCAUCAACUGAUGAGACCCAAAACAAGAGACCCUAAGUGAGAGCCACCCAGCUGAGCCCAGUCAAACCACACAACCAUGAAGCAUAAUAAAGUAUUGUUUGAAGUCACUAAGUUUUAGAGUGGUUAUUACUUAGCAAUAGGUAACCAGGACACAUACCAAGAUGAAUGUCUGUUUUCAACACAAAGUAUCAAUAACACUUUUAACUAUGGCAAAUAGCAUUGAGUGCUUAAUAUAUGCUAGGCACUAUUCUAA